GGGCGUUGGGGCGGGGUGCGCGGCGCUGCUCUCCGCGGUCCCGUGCCCUGGUGCCGCCGCAGCGGGGGGUUUCCUGCCGCCGGCUCCAGGCAGCGGCCGCCCCCGCGCUCCCGGCAGCCGGCGCCGAGCGCUCCGCCCGCGGGCAGCAUGGGCAGCCUCCUCCCGCUCCUGGCGCUGCUGGGCGCGGCGGGGGGUGCCGGCUCCUUGCAGGAACGUGGGAGCUGUGGAGGCAUCAUAGACGUGAUCAGUGCAGCUAAUGGGACCAUCCACUUACCAGCGGCCAAGGGCCCCCUGGCACCCACCGGAACCUGCACAUGGGUGGUAGCAGCGCUGCCCUCCGAGGAAGUACGCGUGGAAAUCAAAGCCCUGGAGGCUGCUGCUCAUCCCAACCUUAGCGUGCGCUUUGAAGGUAGCCCAGGGGAAGGAGCCGGCAGGGAGGGGCCUGUGGAUAUUGCCCACGGCUUUCUUCUGAAGGGACAGGGCAGAACCGUGAUCAGAGGGAGCCUGGAUUCCAGUCUCACUUUCACUUACUGGGUGGCUGUGGAUUGGUGUGCGCGGCUGGCCCUUUGCUGCUCCGUGGUGGGAUCGGCACAGACCUGUCUCUGCCCUGGGAACUCAACGGGGCAACGCUGCCGGACAGGUGUGGAUGCCCCGGAGGCUCUGAGGGAAGAUGUUGGGCAGGUGGCAUCACAAGAGGCCCCGGUGAAGCUGAGGGGGGCUGUGUUAUCUGGAGCUGCUGAGCGUCUCCACGGCACCAGCAAGGCAGCCCCAGGCCCUCGCCCUGGCCUUGCUCCCCACCAGAGCCCUGCGGCCUGGCCUGCCAGCACUGCAGAGAGCCCUGGAGAUGCGCUGAGUAACGCUGCCCCUGUGCCCCGAAGGACGUGGCUGGGCAGGAGAAGGAACGGGCCUGUGGCUCAGGAUGGAGCGAACGCUGAGCGUGUGCAGCCACCGGCCACUGCAGCAGCUGCUGAGCACUGGGACAAAGCCCGCGACCCGGGAGUGCGUAUGCACCCGUCUGCUGCAGGAAAGGAGACGCCCGCUGGAAAGACCAGCAGCCCCUUGUUCUCUGCGAGGUCACAGUUCAAGGCAGCAAAUCCCACGCUGGUGCCUCUCCCUGGGACAGUCCCUCUGGAAAACCUGAGGGCAAAAGAUCCCACUUCCCUGGGGGGCAGCAGCACCCCUACAAAUUCACCCGUGGUGUUUCCUGGCUCUGCCGCCCGGGAGCCGGCUUCAUGGGACCAGGCACCUUCCAGCAUCUCCGCAGUAACGGAUCCAGUGUACCCCAGUGGGGAGCGCGCGCUCACGGCAGGGCCCUCGGACCCAGAGCCAUGGAGCAUGGAAACGCCGGAGGCUGCUCUCACCCUGAGUGAGACCAGUGUGGAGACCAGCCAGGGCAGUGCUGUGGGCUCCCAGAAGCCAGUAACCUUGUUGCCUCCCUCUGUGCCCGUGACCAGCCCUGCUCCCGGGGCUAGCGCAGGGGACGAUGGGGCUCAGCACUUUGGAGGAGGGAUGCGGGGGCUGGGGACGGCACACAGGGAAGCUGCCGUUACUACGGAGUUGGACUUCACUGACCUGGGCCUAGGGGCCAGGCUGCCAAGCCCCACUGAGGGCUCUGGCACCCUGCCGCGAGGACAGACGGAGCCCGCCAUGCGCACUGCAGCCCCCGCACCGUGCGACUCUCUGGAAACCAGCCAGACACCUGCUCUGCAGCUGGAUGGCCGGGAGAGUCUGACCUGGCGGCUGGGGGGCAAAGCUCAGCCAGCCACAGAGACCAGUGGGACCCCAAUGCGCACCCCAGGGAGCAGCCUGACAGAGACGCUCGCCACAACAGCUCACUCUGCCCCAGGACUCCAUUCCAGCAUGCGUCGCAUGGUGCCCCUGGGGAGCCCCAGGCCUGGGGAGGACCGGGGCCAUACGCUGGCGGAGGCUGGCUCUGAGGAGUCGCCAGGGCGCAGAGGUGUCGAUGGAGUCCCAGAAAACAUGGACUUGUCUCUCUCCACUGACACGCGCAUAGAGGGGGACCCUCGGGCAGCGUCGUGGGCAGAGUCAUUCCCCGGGACUUCUCCAGAUAAGACGCCAAGUGUCUUCGCUGGGACCCCAAGGCCUUUGGGCAACCUCACAGCACCUGCCCCAUCCCCUGGCUCGGCCCAGCCCCCAGCGCCAGCUGAGCAGCUCAGCACAGGGUCCAGUGUCUCUCACCCCACAGCUCCUGGCCACGAGAACGGGUCUCUCAGUGAGCGCGCCCUGGAGCCCAGGCUGUCAACACCAGCCCCAGCCUUGGAGCGGUUAUUCCGGACUCUCACCUGGCUCCCUGAAACCCCUGCUGCGAGGACUCGAGUGCCUGGCACAGGGGAGCCCCGCAGCACGGUCACAGCCGCGCCCGGUACGGCUGUGUCUGUGGGCACGUCCUCCCAGCCUCCCGUCUCCUGCACUCAUGGGGCCAAGCAGCCCUCCCUGGCUCCUUCCCCAGUCAUGGCAGUGACGUCUCAGGAGGGAGUGUUCCCGGGAGCCUCCAGCGGGGAAGACGUGCCCCAUGGCCCUGGCACCGUGCAAGCCACUACUCCUCUGGGCUUUCAGCCUUCGCCAGCCAGCCAGCCUGCUAGAGCGGAUACACCGGCAGCCACUCUGCAGAGAGGAUCCACUGCGCUCAGCCCGACAGAGCCCCCUGACCCUCCCGGGACCAGGCUGAGUUCCCCAUUCUCCUUAGAGAAGGACAUUUCGGGGUCUCCCGCUGCCCUGGGACUCGCAGAGCUCGGCGUGGCCACCACCCAGUCUCCAUCGUGGGACACGGCGACCACUAAUGCCUCAGUGGCAACGCCCUCAUUGGCAUCUGCCAGCUGGAGGGGAGGGACAGAGAGGCUGGGCCAGCGGGCAACGACCCCCCCAGCCUGGGCUGCGCAGGCUGGGGCUGAACCGGGGAAUUCCAGCCAAGCCACUGACACAAGAACCCCGAGCGGGGCUGGGAGGAGCUUUCUGAGCAUCAACACCGGGGCCCUGUUCAGCCCCACGCCCCCCACCCCAGAGCUGAUACUAACCGCUGAGAGUGCUGGGUCCCCAGCUGGCAGCAGGAGUCCCUGGCCCCCCCUGGCAGCCACCCCGAGGGCAUGGGGUGCCGAUGUUACGGAUCCCGUGAGCAGUGCCAGGACGAAUGUCCCCUUCGCCAGCACGCAGCUCAGGGCAGCGAUGCCACCCGUGACUCCUGGCCCAGCUGGUGCGACAGAUGGGCAGCCCCUGCCUGUCACCACCAAGGGUGCCCGUGGCAGGGCACAGAGCGUGUUCGUUGUGGAAGACCAGCCUCCUCUUCUCAAAGCCACCCGUCUCCGCAUGCCCUGUGAACUCGCGCUGGAUAUGGAAUUCGUUGGCGCCUUCCGGACUCCCGGGUCGCAGGCCCAUCGCAGCCUGGUGCAGAGUUUCAAUGAGACGGUGGCGCCCCUCUUCACGGCUGUGCCGGGAUUCCAGAGCCUGGAAGUGACGAGGAUCAGGAAAGGCAGCGUGGUGCUGGAGUACGAUGCCCUCUUCGCUGCGGAGCGGCUGCGUGGGCCAGUGCAGGGCUUGGGCGCCCUUUUAAACCGGACGGUGCUGUCGGGCGCCGCCCGCUCGGGUCUCCGCAUCGCCAGUGCCAUCGUGCUGUGGAACGUGGUCCUGGAGAGGCAGCUGGACCUGUGCACGGCCCUCUUCUCGUGCCACGCCGGCUUUGAGUGCAUCAGCAGUGGGGCCGGCAAUGCCAGCUGCACGUCCGUGUGCCACAGAGAUUACUGCAAGAACCACGGCAUCUGCACACACCCGCGUGCCCACGAGCCCGUGUGCCAGUGCCCCAUUGGCAGUGACUACUGGUUCAUGGGCCCGCGCUGCGACUACAAGGUGACCCAGCAGAGCCUGCUGGGUGUGGCCUGUGGGGUGCUGCUGACCGUGGCCCUGCUGGGCCUUGCCAUCGCCUGCCUGGUGGUCCGGAGGUUCAAGGCGCUGCUCCUGGAGGCCAGGGUUGAUCAGACCAAAAGCAGCUACCGACGGUUUUGUCGCCUCGACGAUGUGUCAGCUCAGUACUGGUCUCAGCCUUGGCUCGCCUCUGCCAAUUCUUUGGACAACCCAGCUUUCAGCAACUCCGAGGAGCUGCUCCACUUACAGAUGCUAGACCACAGCUGUUGCAGCUGUAAGGAUGACACUAUGAUCCCAGACAGAUACGAGCAGCAGACCACGCCUAUCAGCACAGUUUGCAGGCCCAGCUUUCCCUGUGACUGGGACACAAGUUCUAGUAGCAUAAACGAUCCCAUGAUUGACUCUGGAAAAGCCAGUGAUAUUUCUGUGUCAAGUUGGCCAAUGGAACCAGUUCAGUGGACACCCUUUCCAAUUCUACAUCAUCUUUCCAGACAACGGCCACCCAAAGCGAGUAGGCGACCUCAUUCCUACUGUGAGGGGAUGGAACUGGUCGAUCUUGAAAGAAGCUGGACAGCCUAGAAAUGGCGGACGAAAGACAGGCAACAGUUGUCAGCUUUAAAACCAACCACACUUUAUUGUCACAUAACAAGCUCAACGAAGGAGUUUCCAACACUUUGACAAUACAAUCAAUGCAGGUAUGAUGUCAGUUCUAUUCAAUGCAGAGUGCUGAAGAUUAUCAGCAAAACCUUUCAGCAGUAUUUCAGACUGGACUUUAGAAGCCAGCUUCGGGACAAGGUAACUAUUAGUAGUAAGUAGUUACAGAUAAGUGUUGAGUUAACACAAUGCUGGCAUCCAACAAAGUAAACGACUUACACCAGGCAAGCUGAGAAUAAACUUUCUGAAGUCACAUCAUAUUAUGUACAUAUAUGGUCUGCCCUACAGCCAUUUCAGAACAAGCUAAGCCACUGUGAAAAGUGAAAUAAAAAUUAAGCACUGCUGCAUUGUUCAUUAUGAUUUAUGUAAAUGAGGUAUAAAUAUAACCCCAGUACAUGUUUAAGCAUUAAACUUUAUUUUCCAAAA
Messenger RNA from Chelonia mydas (Green sea turtle), 4956 nucleotides. Its product is annotated as nascent polypeptide-associated complex subunit alpha, muscle-specific form-like. The transcript is spliced from 12 exons. The record is from RefSeq and is a predicted model, not a curated record. Lineage: Eukaryota; Metazoa; Chordata; Testudines; Cheloniidae. The coding region runs from base 148 to 4455 and encodes 1435 amino acids.